AAAGCAAAUCUCCUUUUUUGCUUGUUCGCUCGCUACUUGAUUGUCCGGAAGGAUUACUGGAUUUGGAUUUUUACCGCCUUUUAAUCAUCAUCGUCGUCAUCAGCUUCAUCGACAUCAGGAAAGCGCAUCGCUUGCUCGACUCCCCUUCUUGUUGUAUAUCGACCGCGACAAUCCCCAAUUCGUUCAUAACCCAACCAUCCAACCACCAACCACAAUCAUUUACACAGACGUUCUUGCUUGCUAGCAAACCCUCACACUCAUUUAUCCCAAACAAAUCCAACGAACACCUUCGAAGGGAAAGAAACAAGACACAACACAGGAAAAAAAAAAGAAACCAUGGAGUGUUUUCGGCAGCUAGGUCGACUGAUUAAGGCCCCGUUCAAGCGCGAGAAGCCGCAGCCGCGGGUGCUGGAGAUUGGUCCCCCUACCAACUUUCGGAAGGAGGAAAUGCCUUCGUUUUUCCCGGACGAUGAUGCCGCGACUCUGCACAGUCGGGGAUCGACCUUGGAAAAGGAAAAGGAUAUCGCCAUCGCGGCCAUCGAACGGCAACAGUCGACACGGGAUAAGAUCAAGACGCAUGUUCGGCGAUUGAGUCGGACAGCCGCGGCGCCAAGGCCGUUGGCGGAACAGGAGGAAUGAACGUCCAUACUUCCUCCUGAGAAACAUCAUCAACGACGAUAGUGAUGACGAAGACGACGACGACAACCCGCCUUCAAUAAGGGGAAAUUUUCGGUGCCCACCU
Molecule: messenger RNA, 742 nt
Organism: Aspergillus japonicus CBS 114.51
Lineage: Eukaryota; Fungi; Ascomycota; Eurotiomycetes; Eurotiales; Aspergillaceae
Exons: 3
Coding region: 337-639 (100 amino acids)
Source: RefSeq, a predicted model, not a curated record